Molecule: messenger RNA, 925 nt
Organism: Seriola dumerili (greater amberjack)
Lineage: Eukaryota; Metazoa; Chordata; Actinopteri; Carangiformes; Carangidae
Gene: hmx2
Product: H6 family homeobox 2
Exons: 2
Coding region: 101-925 (274 amino acids)
Biological process (GO): regulation of transcription by RNA polymerase II
Cellular component (GO): nucleus
Molecular function (GO): RNA polymerase II transcription regulatory region sequence-specific DNA binding; DNA-binding transcription factor activity, RNA polymerase II-specific
Source: RefSeq, a predicted model, not a curated record
GCUUUCGUAAUUUUUACCUACCAAUCGUGUAGAAAGCAAUAACGGAAUACAAGGGGACAGACAGAUUCAGUCAAUACUUCAAUACUGUUAUGAAGCGAGAAUGAGUAACGCAGAAGACAGCGGGAGCAAGUGCUCGUCGGGCCCAAUUUCCAGCUUUACCAUUCAGUCUAUUUUAGGCACGCCGUCCGAUGCGCCGCGCUCCGGGACCAAGGAGCUCUCCAAGGGGCCGCCGCCGCCGCCGCCGCGGAGGCGCUCACUAUCGGUGUCCUCCGAGGAGGAGUGCAGCGGCGGGGAGGACUCAGCAGACUGCUUCUGCUCUGACACGGGUCACAGCGAGCCAUGCACCCAGCACCAAGCGCAUAACUUCUCAUGUUUAGGUCCCGCUAAAGGACUUCUGUCUGGAAACGACGUGCUCGCACGGCGGCCGCACCUGCCGCAGCCUCUGCUGCAGGAUUAUAAGGAGGAGCAGGAGAGACCGUGCCAUCAAAUGUCACCUCUGUCGGAGGAGAGACAGACGGACGGUGCGGACAAGCAAGGCAACUCGGCUAAGAAGAAGACGCGCACGGUUUUCUCCCGGAGUCAGGUGUACCAGCUGGAGUCCACCUUCGACAUGAAGCGGUACCUGAGCAGCUCGGAGCGGGCCUGCUUAGCCUCCAGCCUGCAGCUGACGGAGACUCAGGUCAAGACGUGGUUUCAGAACAGGAGGAACAAAUGGAAACGGCAGCUCUCAGCUGAACUGGAGGCGGCCAACAUGGCCCACGCCUCCGCACAGACACUCGUGGGGAUGCCGCUGGUUUUCAGAGAUAACUCCUUACUGCGUGUUCCAGUUCCGCGGUCUAUCGCCUUUCCGACGCCCCUGUAUUACCCGGGGAGCAACCUGCCAGCGUUACCUUUAUACAACCUGUACAACAAGAUUGAGUAUUGA